CAGAGACAGUUAGGAAGGGUUUGAGGAAAGGAUGCACAGAGACAUUAAGGAACUACACACAUGCUUUACUUCUUGAUGGCACAGAUUGUAAGCCACAGUGACCUACUCCUCUAGUCAAAGGAUUUUAAACCAAGCACAACCAAGCCGGCACAAAUGAAAGGGGAAUCUACUGUAAUAGAGAUGACAGGCCAGCUCACUCAUACCAUAUACGGAGACCUUUUUGCCUGAAAGGUCUUAGAAGUCUCUGCCAUCAUCAGUCUCGACAUUGACCAAAUUUCCAACCCCUUUGUAUAACACAACACAGCUAAAAGUGUGCAACUAAAUCAGUAGAGAGCUGGGACGGGACGGGUCAGCCAAUUGGAGGAGAGAGAUGUGGACACAGGGGCGGUGGGCGGCGUUGGCGGUGUUGUCAAUAAUCUUGCUGCUGUCAAAGGAAGCGGCUCCAAUUGAAGUCCCACUGGACCCAAAGAUCCAGCAAGAGCUGAAACAGCCCCCCACCAUUGUGAAGCAGUCACUAAAGGACUACAUUGUGGACCCCAGAGAUAACAUCAUCAUUGAAUGCGAGGCCAAGGGGAACCCCGUGCCAACGUUUCAGUGGCGGCGGAAUGGGAAGUUCUUCAACGUGGGGAAGGAUCCGCGGGUGACCAUGCGGACUCGUUCUGGAACUCUGGAGUUCAGGAGCAGUGGGAAACCGGAAGAUUACGAAGGAGAGUACCAGUGCUUUGCCUCCAACGACUUUGGCACAGCGAUUUCCAACAAAAUCUUGCUUCGAGUGUCAAAGUCUCCGCUGUGGCCGAAAGAGGUUCUGGAGCCGGUAACUGUGCGUGAGGGGGCAUCACUCGUCCUGCCCUGCAACCCUCCCCCUGGUCUUCCCCCUCCUGAAACCUUCUGGAUGGACAGCUCCAUUAUGCCUAUACCACAGGACAAGAGGGUGUCAAUGGGUCUGAAUGGUGACUUGUUCUUCUCCAAUGUUCUGGCUAAAGACGCCAUCUCUGACUACAGCUGCAACGCUCGCUUCGAGUUCACACACACCAUUCAGCAGAAGAACCCCUACACCCUUAAAGUGCAAACAAAAGAACCUUAUAAUGACACCUUUCUCAACUCCACUGAUCUGUAUGGUGUACGAAAUGUACCAGAAACCCAGCCUACCUUUCUGUCUCCAAAGGGCAUUGCCAGCUCCAAGAUCGUGCUCCGAGGGGAACAGCUUCUUCUGGAGUGUAUAGCAGCUGGAGUCCCAACUCCUUCCAUUAAUUGGUUCAAAAGAGGAGGAGACUUGCCAGCAAAAAAAGUCAAGCUUGAGAACUUCAAUAAAACUUUACGCAUCCUCAAUGUGUCCGAAGAAGACUCUGGCGGCUACAUCUGCAUGGGCAGCAACAAGAUCGGCAGCAUUCGCCAUGCUGUUGAAGUCCAUGUCAAAGCUGCACCCUAUUGGCUAGAUAAGCCCACCAAUCUGGUGCUUGCUCCUGAUGAGAAUGGACGGUUAGUGUGUCGUGCCAAUGGGAACCCUAAACCCACCAUCCAAUGGCUGGUGAAUGGGGAACCGAUUGAAAGUUCACUACCAAACCUAAACCAGGAAGUUCUUGGGGAUACCAUCAUGUUCCAUUCGGUCCAGAUCGGAACCAGCGCAGUGUACCAAUGUAACGCCUCCAAUGAGCACGGUUAUCUACUGGCCAAUGCUUUUGUCAGCAUCCUGGACAUGGCACCACGAAUGCUAGGCCCAAAGAAUCAGCUGAUCAAAGUCAUCGAAAACAACAGAACCUUCCUCGACUGCCCUUUCUUUGGCUCACCGUUCCCUUUACUGCGCUGGUUUAAGAAUGGCCUAGGCAGUGGUCUGGAUGGUGGUCAGUACAGGCUUUACCCAAACGGUACUUUGGAGAUCAAUCAAGCCCGGCCAGAAGACCAAGGCACCUACACCUGUGUCGCCAGCAACAUCCUGGGCAAGAUGGAGAAUCAGGUGCGCCUGGAGGUUAAAGAGCCCACAAGGAUAGUGCGGGCACCCGAGCAUGUCACAGAACCUAGAGGGAGCACGGUUCGCUUUGACUGUCGAGUUAAACGCGAUCCUUCUCUUCUUGUUACGGUCACAUGGCUGAAAGAUGACAAGCCUCUAAGCUUCAGCUGGACUUUUGGUGGCCGGUUGAGAAAGGAUGAUGAGUCCUUGACUAUCCAGAAUGUCAAUCCAGAAGAUGGAGGAACCUACACGUGCACUGCCAAAACUGAGAUAGAUGAGGACUCUGCCUCAGCUCGCCUUACAGUUAUAGAGGAUGACAUCUCUUCUGCCUCAAAUCGUAGUGCCUCUGCAGGUCGACCUGACCCCCCUCAGGAUCUUGAGCUCUCGGACCCUUCAGCACGUAGUGUCAGACUCACCUGGGUGCCUGGGAAUGAAAACAACAGUCCUGUUACACAUUUCUUCGUCCAGUUUGAAGAGGACAGGUGGGAGCCGGGCAAGUGGCAGAACCUGUCUGUAUAUGAUGGCAACCUAAACUCAGUCAACCUACAGCUGUCACCCUUUGUCAACUACCAGUUCAGAGUGAUUGCAAUCAAUGCUGUGGGCCAGAGUCAACCCAGCCACCCUUCCGCACGCUAUCAGACCAGCGGAGCCUCUCCUGAUGUUAUCCCUGGUGGUCUUAAAGGCUGGGGAAGCAAGAAGAAUAACAUGGAGAUCACAUGGCAGGCCCUUAAGAACACAGAAAGGAAUGGGCCAAACCUGCAAUAUUUGGUCUCCUGGAGAAGGAAAGACACAGAGGAAGAGUGGGUUAACAUAAUUACAUCCAGAGCAGAGCACACUAUCCAUAAUACAGACACCUAUGUCCCAUACGAGAUCAAAAUACAGGCCGUUAAUGACUUUGGAUACGGCCCAGAGUCAAACAUAGUCAUCGGUUACACUGGGGAAGACAGACCGUCCGCUGCGCCAACAGAACUCAAGGUGUCGAAGAUCAACAGUACCAAAGUUAAUGUUCACUGGGUGCCUGUGGACCCCAGCACUGUGAACGGAGAGUUUAAAGAGUACAAGUUGUACUACUGGCGGGAGGCCAGCCUUAUCAAAGGCCUGAAAGUAAAUAAGACAAAAUUGCAUAAAGGUUUCUUCACCACUGCCGAACAUCCUUCUGGCAUCCUGACAGAGCUAUUUCCAUACAGCAAAUAUAAAAUAUACAUGGUGGUGGCUAAUAGAGAGUAUGAGGGACCACAAAGUAACACUGUGGAGUUUCAAACCAAGGAGGGAGAGCCAGGAGCUCCAAAGUACUUUAGGAUUCAGAGGCACACAGACGUGGUUCACCUGAAGUGGGACAAGCCACUGGAGCCGAACGGUAUCCUGAUUGGAUACACACUCCAAUACCACACAGUGAACGGGACGCAGCGGGGAGAGAGGAAGGUCGAGAGUUUUCCAGCCAAUGUUACGGAUUACGUUGUGAAUCUGCCUCACCGCCUAACACGGUUCAAGUUCUACCUAGCAGCUCGCACGCAGGUCGGCGCAGGAGAGGUGUACGCCGUGGAGUCGCCACAUUUCGCAAAUGAAGGCACCCCAGAUACUGACUCUACAGUUGUAGCCGUUAACUUUACAGAUGCCUUGAUCUUCGAAACUCCUCCUCCUCCCCCUCCCCUCUCCACUGACCCAAUCCCAGCAAUACUUACCCCAGAACCAGCCACACCAGCCCCUACAACUGCUGCUCCGCCCAAACCUAUUACCACUUCCACCACUACUACCACUACAACAACUACUACUACAACCACAACUACUACAACUACUACCACCACCACUACAACAGCUUCCACCACACUUCUUCCUGUCCGGCCCAUGUCUCCUAAAACAGUGGAUUGGAAAAUGCUGGCCCCGAAUGUAAAGAUCUGGAAUCUGACCGUGGAUGCUAACAAUGACUAUGCUAACGUCAGCUGGAAGCACAACUUCUCCGUUGACAGCAGCAAGUUUGUGCUAGAGUACACACUGGACAGUAAUGGGUCGAUGAAAAGCAUACAAGUAAACCAGCAGCCUUUCAUUAAGCUGGCUGGGCUGGUGGCCGGGGCCAAGUAUCGGUUGCGGGUCUAUUCCCAUGAGCACCACUCCAUCAGCAGCGACUUUGUCACGUUCGAGACAGGCAGAGCCUACAUGGAGCAGGAAGACAUCGCUACUCAGGGCUGGUUCAUUGGGCUGAUGUGUGCCGUCGCUUUAUUGGUUCUCAUUCUGCUCAUUGUUUGUUUCAUCAAGAGGAGUCGUGGAGGAAAAUACCCAGUGAGAGAGAAGAAAGACCUCCCCUUGGAUCCUGUUGACCAUAAAGACCAAGAUGGAUCAUUUGACUAUCACAGCGACGAAGACAACAAGCCAUUGCAGGGCAGCCAAACAUCCCUGGACGGGAACGUAAAAGAGAGCGAUGACAGUCUCGUGGACUAUGGUGAAGGAGGGGACGGCCAGUUCAACGAGGACGGCUCCUUCAUUGGCCAGUACACAGUUAAGAAGGACAAAGAGGAGACUGAAGGAAACGAGAGCUCAGAAGCCACGUCACCCGUCAAUGCCAUCUACUCUCUGGCAUAGCACUCCGAAAGGGGCACGGCGCCCCCAGCAGGUCGGAGGGUGCCACUACACGCAUACAAAUAAAUAUAUAUACAGUAUAUAUAUAUAUAUAUAUAUAUAUAUAUAUAUACAUACAGAGAGAAUUAAGAGUAUUCACAUAAAACGCACUGGAGUGCAUGAUCCUUCUGAGUAAGGGAUGGGGAGCCAGCAGGUGUCCGGAAACCUUCGUUUGAGGUGUCCCCAUGCUCCACACAGACUUUAGUGUGCCUUUAGGGCGACGGGGCGGACUUUCAAGCUUUUCAUGUGGCUUAUGCUCUUCUUUUUUUUAUUUUGUAAAUCUUAAGCUAAUCUGCCCCUUCCUCCUCCUGUUGUAGCUAGAAUCAAAGAAACGGAGACACAAGCACCAGACCUGUGACAUAUCAACUGUGUGUCGACUCAACUGCAGAACGUCGGCAAAUACGUUUAUCAUAUUGAUAUUUCUGCAGUGAAUGAUUCUCUUUUUUCACCGCAGAUAGAUGCAUCCAAAAACAUGAAAUCUGUAUACAGUGCUGGCACGGUUCGCUGUGCUUUAUAAAACUAUGCACUAUGUAUUAUCAUUAUCGUGCUUUUGGGUUAAUAUUGGACGUUAGAAUCUCAUGUUUCCUUUUUUUGAUGUGGAUUUUUGCAAAGAAAAAAAUCUAGUCCUGGCUAUAUUUUUAUAUACGCCAUUGGACUGAUCUCGCUUUCAUUUGCUGUUGCUCGGUUAAUAUAUUUUCACUGGCUGCAACUAUUAAAAUGCCACCAAUAUUUAUAGGCAGAUGUUAGAUGGCAUAACAUGUAAAUGAAGAAAAAACAUUAUUUUGAAGCAUGGUAGUAUUUUAGCGCAAAGGACAAUGGAGAGGUUGUAAUACGAAGAGUUAAAUACACAAUGAUAAAUUCAUUUUUUUUUUAUAAGACUUGCUUUAUAUAGUCCUCAAAAGAGAAUAAUGAUGAUGAAAUUGA
Pimephales promelas (fathead minnow) is the source of this 5485-nucleotide messenger RNA. It is a transcript of the gene nfasca, whose product is annotated as neurofascin homolog (chicken) a. The record is from RefSeq and is a predicted model, not a curated record. Gene Ontology annotation, cellular component: plasma membrane; axon. Gene Ontology annotation, molecular function: cell-cell adhesion mediator activity. Lineage: Eukaryota; Metazoa; Chordata; Actinopteri; Cypriniformes; Leuciscidae. Gene Ontology annotation, biological process: cell-cell adhesion; brain development; axon guidance.